Melopsittacus undulatus (budgerigar) is the source of this 1097-nucleotide messenger RNA. RefSeq names its product retinol dehydrogenase 8-like. The transcript is spliced from 6 exons. Lineage: Eukaryota; Metazoa; Chordata; Aves; Psittaciformes; Psittaculidae. Gene Ontology annotation, cellular component: cytosol; cytoplasm. Bases 89 to 1045 code for a protein of 318 amino acids. The record is from RefSeq and is a predicted model, not a curated record. Gene Ontology annotation, biological process: estrogen biosynthetic process. Gene Ontology annotation, molecular function: estradiol 17-beta-dehydrogenase [NAD(P)+] activity.
CGGAUUAAGAGCCUGGAUCUGGGGGGGCUGGGGCUGCAUAAGCUGCUAUUAAAGGUUGGGGGGUCCGGAGCAAGGCUGUGACCCCCCCAUGGCUCCCAAGACAGUGCUGAUCACCGGCUGCUCCUCCGGCAUCGGGCUGGCGCUGGCCGCGCGGCUCGCACGGGACAAGCAGCGCCGCUUCCGAGUCAUCGCCACCAUGCGGGACACGGGCAGGAGUGCGGCGCUGGUGGCCGCAGCGGGGCCGGCGCUGGGUACCACACUGCACAUCAAGCAGUUGGAUGUGUGUGAUGAAGGAUCCAUCCGCGCCUGCGUUGACAGCAUUCCCGGGAGGCACAUCGAUGUCCUGGUCAGCAACGCUGGGGUGGGCAUGGUGGGACCCCUGGAAUGCCAGAGCCUGGCGGCCAUGCAGAGCCUCAUGGACACCAACUUCUUCGGCCUCGUCCGCCUGGUCAAGGAGGUGCUGCCGGACAUGAAGCGGCGCCGGGGGGGGCACAUCGUGGUCAUCAGCAGCAUCAUGGGCCUGCAGGGCAUCGUCUUCAAUGACAUCUAUGCAGCCUCCAAGUUCGCGGUGGAGGGGUUCUGUGAGAGCCUGGCGGUGCAGGCGCGGUGCUUCAAUGUGGGGAUCAGCCUCGUGGAGCCAGGACCGGUGACCACAGAGUUCGAGACCAAGAUGUACCAAGAAGCCGAACGCGCCGAUUACACCCAGACUGACCCCGAGACAGCCGCGAUCUUCACCCGGCUCUACCUGGGCAAUGCCAGGGACGUGUUCGCCAGCCUGGGGCAGAGCCCCGAGGACGUCGCGGAGCACACGCUGCGGGUGAUCGCGGCACCGCGGCCGCCGUUCCGGCACCGAACCAACGCGGCCUUCACCCCGAUGGCUGCCCUGAAGCAGGCAGACCCCAGCGGCACCAUCAUCACCAGUGCCUUCUACCAGCUGGUGUUCAAGCACACCGCGGUGCUGCGGCUCGGCCUCCGCGCCAUCCGCAUGCUCCGAUGGAACAUCCGCAAGGUGAAGGAGGGCGCCCGGCUCCUGGGGCUCACAUAGACCCGGGCACCGGAAUGUGUGGGGCUGGGACCCGUGUGGGGCUGGGACCCGU